CUAUUUUCGUUUUUUCUCUACUUUUAGCGAGAUUGUACGACCCUAACUACAACGCAGUGGCUUCGUGUCAGACAGCUAUUGGGCCAAAGCAACGACUAUAAGAGAAGCACUGGCCAAAUUGGAGGAGAAAACAGGGGAGAAGGCGAGCGAAAGUACAGCAAUAAAACUGUAUGGUCAGGUUCCACCUAUCGAGAAGAUGGAUCCCUCUCUGUCCACACUGACAAACUGCGAGAAGCUCUCUCUCUCCACAAACUGCAUUGAAAAAAUAACCAAUCUGAAUGGCCUGAAGAACUUAAGGAUAUUGUCACUGGGAAGAAAUAAUAUAAAAGCCCUCGCUGGGCUGGAGGCAGUUGGGGACACAUUAGAAGAGUUAUGGAUCUCCUAUAACUUGAUAGAGAAACUGAAGGGAAUUCAUUCCAUGAAGAAACUUAGAGUCCUCUAUAUGUCAAACAACCUGGUAAAAGAAUGGGGAGAGUUUGUGAGGCUAGCUGACCUUCCGUGCCUUGCGGACCUGGUGUUUGUUGGAAAUCCUCUGGAGGAGAAACAUUCUGCUGAGGGAACCUGGAUGGAUGAAGCUUCUAAACGACUGCCUAAUCUGAAAAAACUAGACGGAACUCCAGUCAUCAAACAGGAAGAGGAUGAAUGAGAUAGAGAGAGUUGAGAAGCAUCUGCAAAACUCCAACCCCCUUCUCUUAGUGUCUUCCCUUUUUUAAGCUUUGUAAGGUUUGUCAUGGUGCUUUUCUUUAAAUGAAACUAUGUUUUUUGCAACAGCAUAGACUUUGUUAUAGAAGGAAAAGCACAAGAUAUCUAAUAGAUACACAGAUGUGUAUGUUUUAGAAUGAGAAAAGUCUGUUAAAUUGACAAUACCUCAACUUGUGGACUUGGGAGCAGAAAGAGGUUUGAUGAGACCCUGUAAGUGGAUAAAUACAUUUCCUACGGAAUUACAGAUUGACUUAAAUUUUUAAUGUUCUCUUUAACUGAAAAUUGACUGUGGUAAUAGGGGUACAGUCCUAUUCCUGGGCCAGUAACAUAAAUUUACAAUGUGAGUGUACUUGAUUCCUCUAAAUGUUCCUCUUACAAGAACUAAAGCACAACAUGGAGUGAUUGGCCACUUAUACCAGACUUCUCAGGUAAUAAGCAGUAGCAGCAUUAAAAGUGCUCUGUUCGGCAUUGUCUUUGAAGUCAUGUAAUAUAUGUCUAAACUUUUUGAACUUUAUAAAAGGGCAGAAACGAGUCUGCUGUAUUUUACGGUCACUUAUUAGAUUUCACAUCGUUCCUGUUCUCUAAAAUGUUAUACCAAGGUUAAUGUAUGUACAGCAGCAUGUCCUUUUUCAUUGUGAGAUGUUUUUUUUAUGAUUUUGAUAUUUUAAAUAAAUACUAUU
Messenger RNA from Centropristis striata (black sea bass), 1382 nucleotides. RefSeq names its product dynein, axonemal, light chain 1 (gene dnal1). The transcript is spliced from 8 exons. Bases 197 to 646 code for a protein of 149 amino acids. Gene Ontology annotation, molecular function: protein kinase binding. The record is from RefSeq and is a predicted model, not a curated record. Lineage: Eukaryota; Metazoa; Chordata; Actinopteri; Perciformes; Serranidae. Gene Ontology annotation, cellular component: cytoplasm.